Messenger RNA from Chroicocephalus ridibundus (black-headed gull), 2671 nucleotides. RefSeq names its product cell death inducing p53 target 1 (gene CDIP1). The record is from RefSeq and is a predicted model, not a curated record. The transcript is spliced from 7 exons. Gene Ontology annotation, molecular function: zinc ion binding. The coding region runs from base 534 to 1142 and encodes 202 amino acids. NCBI's taxonomy places the organism in Eukaryota, Metazoa, Chordata, Aves, Charadriiformes, Laridae. Gene Ontology annotation, biological process: intrinsic apoptotic signaling pathway in response to DNA damage by p53 class mediator. Gene Ontology annotation, cellular component: cytoplasmic side of late endosome membrane; cytoplasmic side of lysosomal membrane; nucleus.
AGGCGGAAGUUUGGCUCCCUCACAGGGAAAACAUCUUUUUUUUUUUUUUGUUCCACCUAAAAAACCAGGCAGAAGUAACGACUGAUACUGCUUUUCCAGCAGGGAUUUUUGCUGUCUUUCCUUUCAAGUUAUUUUUUGGGGAGGAAGAGCUCCAAAAACGUGCAGCAGCAGCUUUUGAAGUGCCAACGUCACUGAAGGUGGUUGAGUAUGAACAAACGCUGCUCCCUGUCUCGGUGUCCGGAGCCAUUGCUCACGUAGGGAAAACAAAGCGUGAUCACCGUGGGUCUCCAGCUAUCAAACGCAGGAGGAGCAAGGACAACGCAGGCUGUGUUUCUGCUCGUGGGAGUGGAUCUCAGCUGCGCUGUGAGGCAGACUCAGAGCUGCACGGGGCCGGCGCUGCACCAGCAGGGUUUGCACAUUUGGUGGGAUAAGCCGGUUUCCAGCCUGCACUGCACAGAAGAAUUGUUUUUGUCAGCUCUGUCGAGGCCUCUGAGCUCCUUGCUGCAAGGAAGAGGACAGGGCCACCCUGAGCCAUGUCCAACGACCCUCCGCCACCCUACCCGGGAGGCCCCUCGGCUCCGCUGAUAGAAGAGAAGCACGGCCCACCCCCCACGGCAGAUGGCGUCGCCCCAGUCGUGGGACAGCCCCAGGGGGUUCCCAUCCCCCCUCCUGAAUUUGGGCCACCCCCAUAUGAGCCGCCCUCGCAGCCAGGGUUCGUGCCCCCUCACAUGCCCACUGACAGCUCCGGGCCCUACGUGCCACCUGCAGGUUACUACCCUCCCCCAGGUCCUCACCCCCCCAUGGGCUACUACCCUGCCCCAGGCCACUACCCCUCUCCCAGUGGCCACACGGCAACGGUGCUUGUCCCAUCGGGGGCGGCCACCACAGUGACAGUGCUGCAGGGAGAGAUCUUCCAGGGUGCCCCUGUGCAGACGGUGUGUCCCCACUGCCAGCAAGCCAUCACCACCAAGAUCACCUACGAGAUUGGGCUCAUGAGCUUCCUCCUUGGCUUCUUCUGCUGCUUCGUGGGGUGCGAUCUCUGCUGCUGCCUGAUCCCCUGCCUGUUCGAUGACUUCAAGGAUGUGACACACACGUGUCCCAACUGCAAGGCCUAUAUCUACACCUACAAGCGCAUGUGCUAACAGCACUCCGGGAGCCCGAGCCACUGGAAUGACACCAGCCCCUCUCCCGCUGCCGUCCUAGUCUACGCGUGUCCAACACUCUCUUGCUUACCCUCCGGUGGUGUGUAUGUGUGUGUCCCCGGCUCCCUCCCGCUCCGAGCUGUGUCCACCUUCCCCGAGCUCUGGUCCUCGCUGUGAACGGCUGGAUUGGCAAUGCGGGCGCGGGUACACAGGGGAGGUGGGCCCAGACCCCAGCUGCUCGUGGGGCUGCCCUGCAGCGCACAGGAGAGUGUGUGUUUGGGGUGGGUGGGGGGGGUGUCAUCCCUUUGCACCCCCCCCUUACCCUCCAGGGCGCUUGUGAGGGCCCUCUUGCCUGCAGCAACCUGGGGAAAAGCAGCAGCUGCUGGAGGCGCCCACCCCUCGCUGCCCCGCAGGGAGCUGCUGCAGGUGGGGAGGGGCAGCUGCCCCCCCCAGGAGGGGAAGGAGGACACAAGGCAGCAUGGCCCCUGUGGCACUUUUAGGAAGGGGCCCAGUGCCAAGGAGACAGGGAGGGCAGUGCCACGCGUGCCAGGUUUCAGCGUGGUUCACAGCCCAGUCAGCGUGUAGCUCGUAGGCAAAGCCCCUUCCCCCAGGAGAGGCAGAGCCGCCUUCGAGGCGCGGUGGGGGGGUAACGGCAGCAGCACUGCACCCUUGAUCAGCACCUCCGUCCUGCCAGAGCGGCCACGGCUGCUCCAGCUGCAUGCGCCUCCUCCCAGCCCCUGCCGUGGCUCUUUCGGGGAAGGAAAGCCCCUGGCAGUUCCUCGUCCGCCCGGCAAACUGUUAGCGAGAAAUGCACCCGGCAUGUCGCUGCCUGCCCCGGCGCUGUAGAUUAGAGGUGUUUGUUACCAGGCCGCAGCUGGCUCGCAGCUCUGGAGCAGACCCGUGCCUGCCCGGGUCUGUGGGCGCACACCCUGUGGGGUUCCUCCUUGCAUGUGGGUGUAGGGGGUUAUUUUUAGCUCACUUGCUAUGGGGCAGAAGGAAGGGGGCAAGCGGGCAGGGACAGGAGCUGCCAGCAGCACUAUGACAGAUGAGGGUAAGGGGACCUGGGAGCCACUUUCAGCCUCUCUGUGGCUGCUCCUCCUCCUCCCUCCCCUGGCCCCCAGCCCUGCAGCCCAGGCAGCUGGAGCUUGAACCCCCCACAGGACAAGCUGGGGGGGUGUCUCAGUACACAGGGCUGUAAACUCAGCCUGGCUGCCCAGGCAGCUGCUGUUUGCUCAGAAGUGGAACUGUGGCACUAGUCAGUGUUUUUAUGUAAAUAAAUAACAGACCCUGAACUCCGCGUGCAUCUUUUCUUCUCCCCUUGCUCCAAAUCCACAGCAGAUCUGUCCCUGGGGGAGCCGAGAAUGAGGAGGGAUGGCGUGGGUGGGGGGGCCACAGCAGUGCCAAGCACUGGAAGAAGAUGAGCAGCUUCCCUACCCCAGCCCUGGGCAGCAGAAGCCCUUGGGGAUAACAGGAGCUUUCCCCGACCAUCCCUCAGCUGCAGCUGGGGCCCAGCAGACGCACAGGGGUAG